ACGGAGCCCGACCCAAACGGAUCCACCGACCGACCGAACCAGCUCCCUCAAAAAAAAAAAAAAAAACUCCCCCGUCUCGUCCUCUGUUCGUGAGCACCGAUGUGCAGCCACUCCGGCGGGCGGCGGCGUUGCACGGCGACUCCAGCGGCUCCGGAGGCGCGGAGUCCCCAGCCACCAGGAAGCAACCGCAGGAGGCUCGGCUACUCCGGCACUACAGGCGCCGCUAUUGCCCCAGCAGCACGGGCCCGGCGGCGAAUCUGGCAAGCACGUGUGCCGCACCUCCGGCGACUAGUGUUCCUGUCCGACCAAACGGAUGAUGAGGCUCCCUCUGACUGGAAGUCCAGAAUGUGGACGAGAAGAAUUGAGCCUGAAGCAGUCGGCUCCAAAAGGACUCCCUCUGACUGGAUGUCCAGAAUGUGGAAGAGAAUGGUGAAGCAGUCAGCGACAUCUCUGAAUCCGGGCAAAUAUUCAGUGGAAUGCCCAAGGAAUGGCAAGGAUAUGAAGGUGAAAGACUGGCGUUUCUUCAUGUGGCUGGACAAGUACUUGGACAUGGUCGAGGAAAUUUGGAUGAUAAAUGUGCUCAUCAUGGGCAAUGCAUCUGCUCGCUGCGUGUCACGAGAAAUUCAGUGACGUAUUGAUGCUACGAGGGCUGAAAAUGAUGCUACAAGAGCCUAAAUUGAUGCUACAAGAGCUCAAAUUGAUGCUAUUAGGGUUGAGACUGCAGCACUGGAUCGACGCAUCGAGAAGUUGGCCGCCCAAAAUGCAAAGCUUCAGGUUUUAGUGUACUUUCUUUUCGUCAUUCUUCUUCUAGUGUUGCUAGUGAAGCUAGUGAAGUAGAAUGUCUGUGCAAUUGAUCGUGGUCGCCAUCCUGUAUGAGACUGUGCUCGUUCUGUCGAAUGGGACGAACAUGUCAGGCUGGUUGGUUCUGUUGAGAUAUAUAGAGUUUGGAGAGAUUGCAAGUUUACCAA
This is a messenger RNA of Triticum urartu, 968 nucleotides long. The record is from RefSeq and is a predicted model, not a curated record. Lineage: Eukaryota; Viridiplantae; Streptophyta; Magnoliopsida; Poales; Poaceae.